AAAGGGUUUAAAUGCUGCGUUUAAUUUGGCUACGGUUACGAUUUGGGCAAGGGACUGCCGAAGGAUGGAUGAUACUGUAAUGAUGUAACUGGAAAAAAAGAUGAAGACCUGAGCUACUUCUGCAAACACUGUGAUGGAGACAAUGUUAUCGCUCCACCUGCGAUCAUCAGGGCGUCUGCGGAGGUUUGGGCGAAGGACACGAACCUUGACUCUCAAAGCUUGCUGCUCUUCCAGGCGACUGCAAAGAGAUGAAUCCCCUGCAGCUGUCUUUCCUUGUGCCGCAGGAACAUCUCUGUGUGAAGAUCUCUGAGUGCAUCUCUGACUCCACCUGCUGGAUCAACUGCCUCAGCCCCCGACGUCGUCUCCUCCCUCCGACUCUGAAUGUGCGGGAAGAUAUUUAUCAUCAGGAUCUUCCAAGUAUGUGUGAAACUCGCCGUCUCUCCAGCUUGACCUCGCUCCGUGCGUCGCUCCUCAGUUCGGGAUGAAGAGUUGAAUCGCGGAGGAGCUCGAUGGGAAGGAGAUCGAUGACCAUGAAGCGUCGCCGAUAAAGAGCCCGCACAGGUCGGACUGAAGCCGCCGGGAGACCCGCACUGUUCCCUCGGUGACCAUUCUGUGGAAAGAAAGAAAACCACAACCCGAUUCGUUCAACAGAGAAGAUGAUGACGUCUGACGCCAGCGACAUGUUGGCAGCCGCCCUGGAGCAAAUGGACGGGAUCAUAGCAGGCUCCAAGGCGAUGGACUACACCAACGGGCUGUUCGACUGCCAGUCACCCACGUCGCCUUUCCUCGGCGGCCUCCGCGUGCUGCAUCUGCUCGAGGACCUGCGGGCGGCGCUGGAGCUCAUGGACAACGAGGAGCGGGACAAUCUGCGCUGUCAGAUCCCCGAUUCCACCGCGGAGGGGCUGGCGGAGUGGCUGCAGGGAGGAAUGACUAACGGUCACGGCCCAGAGGCAGUUUACCAAGAGCGUCUGUCACGGCUGGAGAGCGACAAAGAGUGUCUCAUUCUCCAGGUGAGCGUUCUGACGGACCAGGUGGAGGUGCAAGGGGAAAAGAUCAGGGACCUGGACACUUGUCUGGAGCAUCAUCGGGGGAAACUGAAUGCUACCGAGGAGCUCCUUCAACAGGAGCUGGUGAACCGCACGGCGCUGGAGACCCAGAAGCUGGAGCUGCUGACCGAGGUGUCGGGCCUGAAGCUGAAGCUGACGGCCGUGGAGCGAGACCACCGCGACAACGAGGGCUUGUACCAGGAAGUAACGGACCUGCGCUUCAGGGUGACGGACAUAGAGAAUGAACGACUGCAGAGCGAGAGGAAAGUCAAAGCUACCAAAGAGGAGCUGCAGCUCCUGCAGACGCAGCUGGAGGAGCGAGAGCUGGAGCUGAGGGGGCUGAAGGUGGAGGAGCAGAGCCGAGCCGAGCGAGGAGACGGAGAUUCAGAAAUGUUGAAGAUGAAGCGAGUGUUGGAGUCGCUCACGACAGUCAACGAUGAGAAGGAGAAACGGAUCAAAGAGCUGGAGGAGUCGCUCACCAAGUGCAGGAACGUACAGGAGCUGGAUAAAGAGAGGUCGAAGGACGAUGACUACGACGACAUCCCAGAUGAUCCCCGGAUUCCUGUGGCCAUGGAGGUUGAGCAGGUCGCCGUGGCGAUGGAGGGGGAGGCAGGAAGGAGCUUUGGCGAAUCAAUCCCGUGUAUAGCAGUUCUCUCUGAGAUGAACGAGCUGGACAGAGAGCGACAGUCACAGGCAGCAGGGAGCUCGACCAAAACCAGCAGCGCUGACCAGACCACUAACAGACCAGCGCCCGGUUCUUCCUCCCCGACCAGAUCACACGCCCCGAGCGAGGACAGUUUCGGCACCAAGAAGAUCCGCUCUUCUUUCGGCCGUGGAUUCUUGAAGCUGCGCGGAAUCAAGCAGACGGCCAGCGCUCCGAACCUGGCGGAGACGGAGCGUAAAGGCACAGAUCAUCUGGACCUGGCCGGCGUUCCUCCACACAAACCCCACGACGGCGCUCCUCUGCCGUCCUCGCCAGAAACCAAGAAGAAGUCCAAAGGCUUCAGGAGGUUCUUCGGCAGGCUCAAGAGGAGUCACUCCACCUCCUUCAACCUGGACGACACAGCCGACGUGGAGUUCAGGAGGGGCGGAGUCAGAGCCACAGCCGGCCCCCGACUCGGGUGGUCGCAUGAACAUAAACACAACGCUGUCGACGUUCCGUUCUCGCGGUGGAGCAGAGACGACGUCUGUGAUUGGCUGCACGAGCAGGGCCUCGGGUUCUGUGCCGUUCAGGGUCAGAGCUGGAUCAAGUCGGGACAAAGUCUCCUGCAGGCGUCGCAACACGACCUGGAGAAGGAGCUGGGCAUGAAGCAGCCGCUCCACAGGAAGAAGCUGCAGCUCGCCUUACAGGCGCUCGGCUCCGACGACCUGGAGGGCAGACUGGACCACAACUGGGUUACGAGGUGGCUGGACGACAUCGGCCUCCCGCAGUACAAGAGUCACUUUGAAGAGGCUCGUGUGGGCGGACGCAUGCUGCACUUCAUGACGGUGGACGACCUGUUGUCGCUGAAGGUCGGCAGCGUCCUGCAUCACCUCAGCAUCAAACGAGCCAUUCAGGUGCUUCGCCUCAACGCCUACGAAGAAAACUGUCUCAGGCGACGACCGUCAGACGAGAACAACAUCACCCCAGCUGAGGUCUCCCAGUGGACCAACCACAGGGUGAUGGAGUGGCUCCGCUCAGUGGAUUUGGCCGAGUACGCGCCGAACCUGAGGGGCAGCGGCGUCCACGGAGGACUGAUGGUGUUGGAGCCGCGCUUCAACGUGGAAGCUCUCGCUCUGCUGCUCAACAUCCCCCCCAACAAGACGCUGCUGCGACGCCACCUGGCCACGCACUUCCACCUGCUGGUCGGCUCCGAGGCGCAGCGGCUCAAGCAGGACUGUCUGGAGAACCCCGACUACACCGUCCUCACCGCCACGGCCAAGGUCAAGCCUCGACGCCUGUCAUUCGGUGGAUUCGGAACUCUGAGGAGGAAACGCCAGGACGACGGCGAGGAGUACGUCUGCCCCAUGAACGUGGAAAUGCCCAAAAGCAGCAGCUUCCAGACGGGAGCGCGACUCUACGAGGAAAACCUCGACCACCUGGAGCAGAUGGACGACUCCGAACAGGCGGUCCGACAGAUCGGAGCGUUUUCCGAGGGAAUCAACAACCUGACGAACAUGCUGAAGGACGACGAGUUUUUCCAUGAGAACUCGGCCGACGCCGCAGAAACACAAGACAUUUCCAACAUGUGAAGACAAACGUUAGUGAGCAUGUCGUCCGACCAGCCACACAUAUAUUUAUUGAAGCAGUCAAAUAUUAAUGCAUGAACUUAAAAUGCAAAACGUUGCAUCGAUGUACCUCCUCCUGCAUUUAGUUUCUAUUAGUCAAGUGUUUGUGUGGUGACGAGUGAUCACUGAGAUGAGGAUUAAGUGUUUAUUCACGUCCACAACUUCAGUCAAAUUACAUCAGUUCUCGUUUGUUCAGGUGUCAGAGAUUCGUCUCCUUCACUGUCGUCGUGUGUGAUGCUCAUCUGCUUUUUGUUUCUUUUUCCGUUAAGUGUUUGGUUGGACACCAUGUUACUGUUCCUCUCUUUCUGUUGAAGGUUCUUCUAGAACCUGGAUGUUGCUGUGAGCAUCACACACACGUUACAGCUACGUAGGUCGAGACAUCUCAGAAAGCAAAACCAAUGUGUAGUCGGACAUUUUGGGAAACUCGCUCUCACACCAGGAUGUAGGUUCAAAGACUAAAAACCAGAUGAUUGUUCUAUGAUCCGAAUUAACAUUUGUUUGUGAGGGUGGGCGGGGCUCAGCAUGUCUGUCUUCAGGUAGCUGACCACUACCGACUGAUGAGUCACCUACAUGUGACAGAAGUCAGACUGUACACAGCCUGACUUCUGUCACAUGUCGGUGACUCAUCAGUCUGGGGUGUAAGAGGGGGCGUGGUCAGCUAACUAUAGAGCGCCGUGCUAAUCCCUCCAUGUCGGAGUCAGUUUCCCAAAGUGUUGAACUGAAUCUGCAAGAAGCCAAAGUCAUUGUUUCUACAACGAAGUUACCAAACAAUUUUCUCUUGUUACUCUGCAUUGUUUUUAAAUGUUUUGGUAAUAAAAAUGAAAUUUAA
Molecule: messenger RNA, 4143 nt
Organism: Scophthalmus maximus (turbot)
Lineage: Eukaryota; Metazoa; Chordata; Actinopteri; Pleuronectiformes; Scophthalmidae
Product: liprin-beta-1
Exons: 30
Coding region: 657-3278 (873 amino acids)
Biological process (GO): neuromuscular junction development
Cellular component (GO): presynaptic active zone
Molecular function (GO): protein binding
Source: RefSeq, a predicted model, not a curated record